CUCCGUCACACGACGCCGGCCUGUCCCCGCCCCUCGACGCUGGUCUGCCGCUGGACCCCCGCCUGCUCGACUCCCACACGCGCCGCCGCCGGCCCUCGCCCCCGCCAUGCCCAAGGACAGCGACGUCCCCCAGCCGGGCCCCGCGCGCCUCGCAAAGGGCGCCGGCCCCGACGAGUGGCUCGAGCAGGCCAAGCAGUGCAAGUACCUGCCCGAGGCCGACAUGAAGCGCCUGUGCGAGAUCGUCAAGGAGUGUCUGAUGGAGGAGUCCAACAUCCAGCCCGUGCGCACCCCCGUUACCGUGUGCGGCGACAUCCACGGCCAGUUCUACGACCUGCUCGAGCUCUUCCGCGUCGCCGGCGGCAUGCCCAACGACACCCCGCAGGCGCCCCAGGCCCCGCCCGUCACCCUGCCCAGCCAGAUCAACCCCGCCGACCUCGAGCCGCCCACCAGCAUCACAGACCCCAAGGUCAAGCGCAAGAUGAAGCGCCGCUUCCAGCGCGACCCCAACUACAUCGGCCCUGCCAGCCCCCCGGGCGGCGACGGCGACGACGGCGAUGCUGACGACGACGAGGAGGAGACGCGCGGCCGCAGCAGGAGCGUCCACGACCGCCGCAGCACCGGCUCCAUGUCUGACGCCGGCUCGACCCGCAACACCGUCGUCGGCAACGGCCAGCAGAACUUUGUCUUCCUGGGCGACUUUGUCGACCGCGGCUACUUCAGCCUGGAGACCUUCACCCUGCUCAUGUGCCUCAAGGCCAAGUGCGCCCCCGCCGCCUCUCUCCUCGCCCGCCCCGCUAACUCCGCCAGGUUCCCGGACCGAGUCACCCUCGUGCGCGGAAACCACGAGUCGCGCCAGAUCACCCAGGUCUACGGCUUCUACGAAGAGUGCCAGACCAAGUACGGCAACGCCUCCGUGUGGAAGGCCUGCUGCCAGGUCUUUGACUUCCUGGCCCUCGCCGCCAUUGUCGACGGCAAGGUUCUCUGCGUGCACGGCGGCCUGUCGCCCGAGAUCCGCACACUGGACCAGAUCCGCGUCGUGGCCCGCGCCCAGGAGAUUCCCCACGAAGGCGCCUUCUGCGAUCUGGUCUGGAGUGACCCCGAGGACGUCGACACCUGGGCCGUGUCCCCCCGAGGCGCCGGCUGGCUGUUUGGAGACAAGGUGUCGUCCGAGUUCAACCACGUCAACGGCCUGCAGCUCAUCGCCCGAGCCCAUCAGCUGGUCAACGAAGGCUACAAGUACCACUUCAAGGACAAGGACGUCGUCACCGUAUGGUCCGCUCCCAACUACUGCUACCGCUGCGGCAACGUCGCAUCCAUCAUGAACCUCGGCGAGGACCUCAAGCAAGAAUUCCAGAUCUUCAGCGCCGUCCCCGACCACCGCCGCGCCGUGCCAGCUGGACGCGGCGGGAGAGGAGAGUACUUUUUAUAGUCUGACACUGCAGAUGGCACUUGUACCACGUGACGCGACGCGACGGAUACCCAGGCACGACAUGGACGAGACGAGUCCAUGACACCGAGCUGAAUACAUGACUGCGCUUUUAUACUGACCCCCUUAGAUAGCUGCGUUGUACGAUACAAUCACGAUGAUGAUGAAGAAAUAAAUUUGCAUAUCCUUCA
Messenger RNA from Boeremia exigua, 1617 nucleotides. Its product is annotated as Metallo-dependent phosphatase-like protein. Gene Ontology annotation, molecular function: protein serine/threonine phosphatase activity. Gene Ontology annotation, biological process: peptidyl-serine dephosphorylation; G1/S transition of mitotic cell cycle. The record is from RefSeq and is a predicted model, not a curated record. The transcript is spliced from 3 exons. Lineage: Eukaryota; Fungi; Ascomycota; Dothideomycetes; Pleosporales; Didymellaceae. Gene Ontology annotation, cellular component: cytoplasm. The coding region runs from base 107 to 1429 and encodes 440 amino acids.